This is a messenger RNA of Fomitopsis serialis, 2439 nucleotides long. RefSeq lists its product as uncharacterized. NCBI's taxonomy places the organism in Eukaryota, Fungi, Basidiomycota, Agaricomycetes, Polyporales, Fomitopsidaceae. The record is from RefSeq and is a predicted model, not a curated record. The transcript is spliced from 9 exons. Bases 1 to 2439 code for a protein of 812 amino acids.
AUGUCAUCUCGAGCAAAUAGGAAACGAAAAGACGGCCGGGCCUGCCACGAUCGUGUCCAUGUACGCAACCAUGACUGGAUGUCGCAGCGGCACAAGCUUAUCCGCGCAUAUCUGGAAUACCGAACCGGCAAGGUGCCGAUGGAGAGCGAUGAGCUGGAGCAGUGGGAUUUCAUUAUGGUUGACUUUUUUACGCCUGCAGACCGCAUCAAUCCCACCCUCCUCCGCCAUGGCUAUAUUGGGUGGGCACCACUGCGACCAUCAGUUGCCGUGUCCCUCGACGUUCUCGAGGCCUAUCGACAGCAGCAUCGCGUGUGCCCGAGGUUCGGUCUUCAAGCCCAAGUCAAGGCCCUAUGUCAUUUGCAUCAGGUCCCUUUCAACCGCUCCCUCGUCGAACAAAUGAACGUCGUGUUUGACGUCUAUCUUGACAUCUUGCAUGGUGUCGAUGUGCUUGUCAACGUGGCGCUCGCCCGCGACACGCCGAACUGGUGCAUGCUCAAUGCAUGUGCCCCGUGUUUGUACUCUCUCGAAGAAGAGGAACCCCUGAAGCCGAAGAUACUCACGUGCAUGGAUGGCAACCAGUCGCUGAAGCUGGUCGACGAAGCAUUCAGGGCUGGCACCACACGGAUCGACGAUCGAACGGCGCGGACGGACAUUUGGAUCUCCCCUGGGCAGGUCGAUCGGUUCAAAGAUGAGGCCGGCUCAAAGGCACCAGCGUCAUCGCUUGCAGAGGCUGAUGACAUCGAGCUGCCCGACGACAAUGAGGCGCUCGGUAGCUCAGUUGCCGUCUGCAUUGAACGGUGGAGAAACGCGGGUCCCGAGGCUCACAAAAAGAUGUUCUCACUCUUUGCAAUCACUGGGAUCUUCGCGUGUAUCUGUCGACACGGCCAGCUUCUCACCUGCUGCGAUAUGAUCCGCAGCGGCGAACUCAUGAAGUACCCCCUCGCGAUCGUCAACAAGCUGAUCGAGGUGUAUGGCGAAGACAUUGCCGUUGGCUACGACAUUGCAUGCGCGUUCUGGAAGACUCUCGAGCGGAGCUGCUUGGCUGAGCGGGCACGCUCUGCUCAUCUGCGCGGCGUUGUCUGCGCGUUCCAUGGAUACAGUCACAACUGCUGGUGCCAAUUGCACUGGCAUCCAAUGUACUUGGAGGGUGUGGGCAAGGAGGAUUUCGAAGGAUGCGAACGACUGUUCUCGGAGUCGAAUGCCCUCGCCGGGAACACACGUCUCGCCACCGCCUUCCACCGUGCUCAAGCAAUCAAACAGCACUUCGCAUUUUGGGGCGAGCAGAAGCACACCGAGUCAGGGAAGUUUCUAUACAACAACUACAAGCAAGCUCUCAAAAUCAUCAGCAACGAAACAAAGGUCUUCGAAGUCCUCGGGCGGCAGCUAGGAACCACCCCAGCUGACUACGAGAAGUACCUCGUCGAGGAACGUGCGUACCUCGAGGGAUUGAAGUCCGAACCACCUGAAGUCGCGCGAAGACUCGACUACAUUGAAGCGCUGAUGAUGCUGGCCGACACCGGGUAUCAGUGCACCGACGCAGACGUGAACAAAAUCCUUACGUUGUACAGGACACGAUAUGAACGAUACGAGGUGCUUGACCAGGGAGUUUGCCUCCUCGAGGAGGAGCUGUCGAUCGUGCAGUGUUGGUUGCCCCAAUCCCCGGAAUGGACAGCAGCCUGUGUCGUUGUUCAACGCCUUUUCGAGCUUACGAAGCUCAGGAUGAGCGGAAUAGGAUACAAGAUGCGAGAGAAGAUAGGCAAGGCUUUAAAGGCGCGGGCCGAAGCCAUCCGCAAGGCUCUUUCGGAGUACAAUCGCGUAGCUGCUCGUCUCACCCCGCCGCCUCCGUCACUCACCUGGCAUGAACUCAUGGAAAUGGCUACCCUGUCGGAAUUCGACUUAUUGCGCGACACUCGCCAGGACAUCCGUCGACUCCCGUGGGCUCAGCAUACGAAUCGCAAGGCGAUGGCCGCCUACUUCAACAUUAAAUGCGCACGCGAGGAGAUCCACCGCUGCAACAUCGAGAGCGCACGACUCUUCACCAACAUGGUCGACGAGCACGUAGACUUCGUUCGCGCGAUCGAGAAGACACGUCCAGUCGAUCCGGACCUUUCGCAAGAGCUAUCGAGACGUCACGCAUACCGCGACUGCAUCAACAGCAAGAUCGUUGCUAAGUUGUACGACAUGUCGAAGCUUCCUGGCUUCUCCGGUAAGCUAUAUUAUGGCAAGCACGUCGGUCGGGAUCCUGCCAACCUGGAGGAUAUUCCACUCCCUUCUUGGGUUAAAUACACAGCACCCGACACAGGCUCAGCAGCUGACGACGAAGAUGACGAUGGUAACGGCGAUGUUGAUGAGUCACCUAUUCCCGGUGUCGAGGGCUCUGAGAUGGCGGAUGCUUUGGUCGGGUACAUGGACGAGUUGGGCCGGUCUGUUAGUAGUUGA